UUCUCUCUCUCUCCGAUCGCUUCUCCGACGCAGAAAUGACGAAGCUCAGGAAGCUCGGUCGGCCGACGGGCCACCGUAUGUCCAUGCUCAGGACUAUGGUCUCUCAGUUGGUGAAGCACGAGCGCAUUGAGACAACCGUCGCAAAGGCUAAAGAGGUCCGUCGUCUUGCUGAUAAUAUGGUUCAGCUUGGCAAAGAGGGCACCCUCGCCGCUGCAAGGCGGGCUGCUGGAUUUGUGCGGGGAGAUGAUGUUCUUCACAAACUUUUCACAGAAUUGGCUUAUCGAUACAAAGACAGAGCUGGUGGAUAUACAAGAGUGCUUCGCACACGCAUAAGAGUUGGUGAUGCUGCGCCGAUGGCCUAUAUCGAGUUUAUCGACAGAGAGAACGAGCUUAGGCAAUCGAAACCAGCAACACCUCAACCGCCACCUCGAGUGCCUCUGGAUCCAUGGGCGAGAUCCCGUCUCACUCGGCAGCUCGCACCACCUGAGGAGGAGAAGAGCUCUGACUCCGAACUAUGAUGGUAGACUCGUCACUGUAAGCCAUCAAAUAUCACAUUUUUUGGCCAUGUAUUUUCCUCUGUUGCGAUUGCCAUAUGUUUCAGAAGUAAAAAAUAAAGCUUUAGACGUUUUAGUUGGAGUAAAGACAUAGACUUUUCGCACAUGGGCUUACUACCAAACCCGGAGAAUCUAUGCGUGUAGUGGAACCCAUGUCUACUCCUAGUCAUUAGGUGAAAGCUGUUUGUUUGUAAGAAAACCCUAGUCCGGGGGUUGUUAACAGUGUGUAAUGGCUAUUUUAGGUUUCAAAUAUUUGACAUAA
Tarenaya hassleriana is the source of this 816-nucleotide messenger RNA. RefSeq names its product 50S ribosomal protein L17. Gene Ontology annotation, molecular function: structural constituent of ribosome. Gene Ontology annotation, biological process: translation. Bases 36 to 518 code for a protein of 160 amino acids. Gene Ontology annotation, cellular component: large ribosomal subunit; ribosome. The transcript is spliced from 6 exons. NCBI's taxonomy places the organism in Eukaryota, Viridiplantae, Streptophyta, Magnoliopsida, Brassicales, Cleomaceae. The record is from RefSeq and is a predicted model, not a curated record.